This is a messenger RNA of Tupaia belangeri chinensis (Chinese tree shrew), 1284 nucleotides long. Its product is annotated as transcription initiation factor TFIID subunit 7-like. The transcript is spliced from 9 exons. Gene Ontology annotation, biological process: RNA polymerase II preinitiation complex assembly; transcription initiation at RNA polymerase II promoter. The record is from RefSeq and is a predicted model, not a curated record. Gene Ontology annotation, cellular component: transcription factor TFIID complex. Gene Ontology annotation, molecular function: RNA polymerase II general transcription initiation factor activity. The annotation marks the transcript as partial. Lineage: Eukaryota; Metazoa; Chordata; Mammalia; Scandentia; Tupaiidae.
UUUCUGAAAAUACUCCUUAUAACUAAGUUUAGGUGUUAGACAAUACAGACUCAUGGCUACGGUCUUUAAUGUGCACCUGGAAUGUCUCUAAAUAGGAUCCAUUUGUCUUUAAAAAAGAUACCUUCGGCAUAACUUUGAGAGUUCUGGUAAUUUUCAGGUCACAUGACCAGGCAGGAAGCCAUUUUAAGACCCCAAAGACCAGGAUGAUGGAGCGCCCUGAGGGACAGCUCUCCGAUUCCUCAACACCAACAACUUCAACCUCAGAAGUCAUGAGCCACCAACAGCCCCAAAUUCCUGUUGACCAUGGUGCUGAAACUACUUGUGACGGCAGCGCACACACUGCCGGCGACCAGGGCACCCUGGCACCGAGCGACCACGGCGACCACGGCGACCACGGCGACCAGGGUGAGCACACCGCUGCCGACAGCAGCACCCAAACUCCUGCCAAAACUCGGAAAAACAUACCCAAGGGGAAAGGGAUGAAUAAAAGCCAGGAUGAACUUCCUUGUGAACUUGAGAACCAGUUUAUAUUGCGUCUGCCUCCGGAACAUGCUUCUACUGUCAGGAAAAUACUGCAUUCUGGAAGUGCUGACAUGAAGGAUAAACUGAAAAUUGAUUUAUCUGCUGAUAAGCGCCGUGCAGUUGUUGAGGUAGACAAUGUCUCUCUCUCUGCUAAGCUGGGUGAUCUGCCUUGUGUUAUUGGAAGCCUGAAAACACUUGAUAAAAAAACCUUUUAUAAAACAGCAGAUAUCUCCCAGAUGCUUGUAUGCACUGCUGCCAAACCUCACCAGUCUUCUCUGGAAGAACCAGUUACUUCUACUGCUCAUGAUGAUGAAAAGAAGAAAGAGAAAAGCUAUACCUGGAAGCAUGGCAUUACUCCACCACUUAAGAAUGUCAGAAAGAAAAGGUUCCGGAAAGUAACAAAAAAGGUUGCUGAUGUCAAGCAAGUCGAAGAAAUCAACUCUACUGAGGAAAAGAACAUUUCUACAGAAAACAAGGAGUUAAGUGACAGCCCUGUUAUCCCCCCUGAGGAUACUUCUCCUGAGUGCAUUGAAUCACCAGAAGUGGAAAAAGAAGUGAAGAGACUACUGUGCUCAGAUGCUGAAGCUGCCAGUGCUCGAUGGGAAGUCAUUGCUGAAGAUGAAACCAAGGAAAUUGAGAGUCAAGGCACCAUUCCAGGCUUUCCGAUAUACCCAGGAAUGAGUGGCUACAAGCAAGGUAAUAACUCAUCGGGUACCUUGGUUAAAGGCAAAGCAGGCGCUUCAGAUAGGAUAGGUGUUGAUA